Molecule: messenger RNA, 1804 nt
Organism: Frieseomelitta varia
Lineage: Eukaryota; Metazoa; Arthropoda; Insecta; Hymenoptera; Apidae
Product: cytochrome P450 4g15-like
Exons: 9
Coding region: 63-1736 (557 amino acids)
Molecular function (GO): monooxygenase activity; heme binding; oxidoreductase activity, acting on paired donors, with incorporation or reduction of molecular oxygen
Source: RefSeq, a predicted model, not a curated record
CAGUGUCUUGUCAUUUGCUGUUCAUUCAUCGUCUAUAGAGUUUGUAGAAAGAACAAACAACGAUGGAGACACUAAUGGAGACUCUGAUUAUAUCAUUACACUUACAAACAGCUGUCUUUUAUUCGUUAAUUGCGAUCACGACGACUUUGGUUACACUUUACAUUUACAUGGAAAAUACACGAAUGGUUCGAUUGGGAAAUAAACUUCCAGGUCCGAAAACAGUGCCAUUCUUUGGAAACUUAUUAAUAGUUCUACGUCUGCAACCAAAUGAAAUAGUCGAGGAAUUGCUUAAACACGAUAUAUACGGACCUGUGAUCCGUGUUUUCGUAGGACACAAAUUACUUGUUGCUCUGUAUCAUCCUCGAGACGUCGAACUCAUUCUCAACAGCACAGAGCACAUUGACAAAUCUCCAGAAUACAGAUUCUUCAAACCGUGGCUAGGAGACGGUUUGCUGAUCAGCACCGGCGAGAAAUGGAGGUCGCACAGAAAAAUCAUAGCACCUACAUUUCACUUAAACAUAUUGAAAACAUUCGUACCGUUGUUUUACGAAAACAGCAGAGAUUUGGUGAUACGUCUGCGAGAUCAAGUGGGAAAAGAAUUCGAUUGCCAUGAUUAUUUAGCGGCUGUCACUGUCGAUAUUUUACUAGACACGGCAAUGGGUGUGAGAGAGAGUGAGAAACACAAGGACGGUUAUAAUUACGCCAUGGCUGUCAUGAAGAUGUGCGAUAUCAUUCAUCGACGCACGUACAACGCUGUUCUGCGAGUCGAUUUUCUUUUCAAAUUUUCGCAGUACGCGAAAGAGCAACUGAACUCGCUCAAUGUGAUUCAUAGUUUGACGUCGCGAGUGAUCAAAAAGAAGAAGGAAGAUAUUUACAAGAAAAUUUGCUCGAACAUUGAGGAUAAACAAACGGAAAAAUCGAAAAAGACCACUGCAUCGGCGAAGAGUGACACGAACAUAAGCGACCAACAUAAAGGUGGACAACAGUAUUACGUUAGAGAUGAUUUGGAUGAAAUUGACGAAAAUGAUGUCGGUGAAAAGAAGAGGCUUGCUUUCCUGGAUCUUCUGUUGGAGCUUUCGAAAAAUGGCGCGAAACUUACUGAUCAAGAGAUUCAAGAAGAAGUCGACACUAUAAUGUUUGAGGGACAUGAUACCACCGCUGCAGGUUCUAGCUUCACUCUUUGCUUGCUCGGAAUUCAUCAAGACGUCCAGGAACGAGUAUACGAAGAACUAAAGGAGAUUUUCGGAGAAUCAAACAGGCCUUGCACGUUCCAAGAUACAUUGGAAAUGAAAUAUCUUGAAAGAGUAAUUUUUGAAUCGUUGAGACUUUACUCACCGGUUCCCGCCAUUGCGAGAAAAAUUAAGGAAGACAUCAGAAUAGUGACGGGGAACUACUUGAUCCCAAAAGGUACUACGAUUCUGAUUCCGCAGUUCAGAGUUCACCGGUUGGAAGAAUUCUAUCCAAACCCUAACGUGUUCAACCCUGACAACUUUCUACCAGAAAAAAUGCAGAGCAGACAUUACUACUCUUUUAUUCCUUUCAGCGCAGGACCGAGAUCAUGCGUGGGAAGGAAGUACGCGAUGUUAAAGUUGAAGGUUUUAUUGUCGACGAUUUUGCGGAACUACAAGAUCCUGUCGGACCUCACAGAAAAGGACUUUCGGCUAAGGGUUGACAUUAUUCUUAAAAGGGAAGACGGCUUCCGAAUAAAAAUUGAGCCACGAAAUAAGAACAAUUGACAGGCUCUUUAAUUGUUUAAUUGUAAAUUAAAUAAUAAUACUAAUAAUAAAACUCCAAUUUAUAUUAA